AUGGGUGGCCAGCACCUCCAGAACCCACCCAGCUCAGGAACAAGUCUCAGGGCCCAGAAGGGCUGUAGUCCUUUGUGGGAGGGCCUGGGCACCCAGCCACCACGGACAACUUUUUGUCUAUGGGAAAAUGAGGUCCCUUCCAAGGGCCCACCCACAAACUUCAACGAGGACCGGGGCGAGCCUUUUCCUCGGCCCCCUGAGCACCUACUGUACGCCGGGGCCCCCCUGGCCGGGCGCCCGGGCAGCCCCCGGCCGCAACGGUGCCCCGGCCCCCCGCGCGCGGCCGCACCCCUCCGCUCCGGCCCGGGCCUCGCCCGGCGGAGCCGCUUCCCCAAGGUCAUGCGGGAGGCCGGGGCCAGAGGCACGCACCCCCAGCGCCGGCGCGGCCCGCGCCCUCCCCGCCCAGGCCGCGCUCGGCCACUUCCUGCUCCCGCUCCUCCAUUCCAGCCGCGCGCGGCCCUGGCCCCGGCCCCGGCCCCGGCGGCCGCGAACAAAGCGGCCGGGCCGCAGGGAGGAAAUCCGGGCCCCGGCGGCGGGCGGCGGGCGGCGGGCGGGCGGGGACUCACCGGGCGCCGCGUCCGGCGCGAGCGCGGGCCUAGCCGGGCCGCGGCCUCCGGCGCCCGCCGCUCCGCAUCCCCGCGGGCCGGCCGGCCGGGGCCGGGCUGGAGGCCGCGGCGGGCGCUGCUCGGGCGGGCCUCGCGCGCCGCCGGACCCGGAGCUCGUGCGCGGCCGCCGGCUGGCUCCUCCGGGCUGCGCUGGCUGCGCUGCUGCGCUGGGCCGGCCGCCCGCCCGCCGCGCUCGGUCCCGCCGGCCCGCCCUCUCUCCGCCCCGCGCCCGCCCCGCCCGGCCGCCCGCCCACAUCCGCCUCCGCCGCUCGGGGCGCCCCCACCGCGGGCCGAGCGAGGGCGCGGCGCCGGGAGCGGGAGCGCGCAGCGGGCGGCCCUCGGGGCCGGGGACCGCUGCGCUCCGCCGCGGGGCCUGUCCCCAGGCCACGUCCUCUCUGGCCUCGGUUUCCCAGUUUGUCCGGUGAGCCCGCACUUCUCGGCCCAGUUCUGCCCCGACCCUGUUAAAGGGGCCGGUCUGGGACGAAUCCUGGGCUUCUGCCUCCUUCGGGCGGAGGUUUCUCCAACAGCUGCCCCUCCCCCCAACCCCGAGGCCUCCAAGUUGAUGCCAGCUGUGUGGGCUCUGAAUGUGCACCCCCAGGCCCCGCCUCCAGGGGCCAGGGGAGAGGCCCGACUGGCCCCCGCCGCUGGGGCACCUGGCCAUCGCUCACCCCCUUCUGGGACCAUCCCACCCACCCACCAUUCUCCCAGGAGGGGUUUCCGCACCCACCCCCCAUCCUGCGCUGGCAAUGCUGAGGAGAAGGCAGAGGAGGCCCGGUGGCCUCGAGGGCCACUGGGGGCCCGGGAGGGCGCCCUCUCGUGGAUAGUGUGGCGACUCCCCAGGCUGUCCUCGGGCCUGCUGGCCAUUUGA
Molecule: messenger RNA, 1473 nt
Organism: Balaenoptera acutorostrata (minke whale)
Lineage: Eukaryota; Metazoa; Chordata; Mammalia; Artiodactyla; Balaenopteridae
Product: basic proline-rich protein-like
Exons: 3
Coding region: 1-1473 (490 amino acids)
Source: RefSeq, a predicted model, not a curated record